Molecule: messenger RNA, 1537 nt
Organism: Chinchilla lanigera (long-tailed chinchilla)
Lineage: Eukaryota; Metazoa; Chordata; Mammalia; Rodentia; Chinchillidae
Gene: Hao2
Product: hydroxyacid oxidase 2 (long chain)
Exons: 8
Coding region: 102-1163 (353 amino acids)
Molecular function (GO): oxidoreductase activity; FMN binding
Source: RefSeq, a predicted model, not a curated record
UGGUGAUUUACUACUUCCUACCACAUCCAGAAGGCAGCCAAGCUUUGUGUAGUUGCCUGUUUUUGAGUACUGGAAGACCUUGGAGUCAAUCAGGUCCAGAAAUGUCAUUGGUGUGUUUGACAGACUUUCAGAUACUUGCUCAACAGAAGUUAGCUAAGACAACUUGGGAUUUUAUUGAAGGUGGUGCUGAUGAAGAAAUCACACGGGAUGACAACAUCACAGCAUUCAAAAGAAUCUGCCUCCGCCCACGGUACCUGAGAGGUGUGUCAGAGGUGGACACCAGGACCACAGUCCAAGGGGAAGAGAUCAGUGCCCCAAUUGGCAUCGCACCUACAUGUUUCCACUGCAUGACCUGGCCUGAUGGGGAAAUGAGCACAGCCAGAGCUGCUCAAGCAGCUAACAUCUGCUACAUCACCAGCACAUAUGCCAGCUGUACCCUUGAAGACAUCGUUGCUUCUGCCCCAAGAGGCCUCCGAUGGUUCCAGCUCUAUGUACAGUCAGACUGGGAGCUAAACAAACAGAUAGUCCAGAGGGCAGAAUCUCUGGGUUUCAAAGCUUUGGUAAUCACUGUGGAUGUACCUAUAGUUGGCAAAAGGCGAAAUGACAUUAGAAACGAAUUGGAUUUGAAGAGGAACUUAAUGCUAAAGAGUUUGCAAUCAUCAGAAGAGAAAAAUUUCAAACCUGACAAACAGCCUUCUUUUAUAAACGCAUCUUUCUGCUGGAAUCAUCUCUCCUGGUUUCAGAGCAUAACUCAAUUGCCUAUCAUCCUUAAAGGGAUUCUGACAAAAGAGGAUGCAGAAUUAGCAGUGAAACACAAGGUCCAAGGCAUAAUUGUAUCCAACCAUGGUGGGAGACAGCUUGACGAGGUUCCUGCUUCGAUCAAUGCUUUGAUGGAGGUGGUGACUGCAGUAAAAGGGAAAAUUGAAGUGUACAUGGAUGGUGGGGUUCGAACUGGCAAUGAUGUGUUGAAAGCUCUGGCCCUUGGGGCUAAGUGCAUUUUUCUUGGGAGACCAAUCCUAUGGGGUCUUGCUUGCAAGGGUGAACAUGGUGUUGAAGAAGUUUUGGACAUUUUAAAAACUGAGUUACACACUUCUAUGACCCUUGUAGGCUGCAGGUCGGUUGGUGAGAUCAAUUGGGACCUGAUCCAGCUCUCCAGAUUGUAAGGAACUAUGACUGUCCACUGGAUAAGACAAAUUCAGUACAUAGUGUGUAGUGCUGCCCUGCCUGGGACCCAUCCUACUCAGUAGCUCAUACCUUGCACCUUCAAGCACUCUUGUACGUGCAGCCCUGUAAACUCUUCAUUUUUCUCAGAUGCACCAUGCUCUUAUUCACCUACCACCUUGCAUGUGUUGUUCUCUUCUGUAAAAUUCUCUUCUGAACUAUAGAAAUAUUAAAAUAGUAGGUAAGCUGAGAUUGCAAAAGCUAGUAGGUUAUAUUUUUUGUGUAUCCUAAAUAAUUCUGUGAAAUAACUAUGGGCUUUGGAUUCUGGACAGGAAAGCUGUACAUUUAAAACAUUAAACAAAAAAUCUUACUCCUA